This is a messenger RNA of Drosophila obscura, 994 nucleotides long. RefSeq lists its product as uncharacterized. NCBI's taxonomy places the organism in Eukaryota, Metazoa, Arthropoda, Insecta, Diptera, Drosophilidae. Bases 125 to 688 code for a protein of 187 amino acids. The transcript has 3 exons. The record is from RefSeq and is a predicted model, not a curated record.
UUAAGCGCACCAAGUUGCCUGCCGCUUGGCCGAAUCGAAUCGUUUGCUCGUAGAUCUCGUAUUGGAGACUAUUACACAACUGUUUAACUAGUCAGUCAGAGCAGCCAGAGACACUUGGACGACCAUGAAUCUCCGUUAUAUUUGCACUCUUUCGCUGGUGCCCACGCUGUGCGUGCUCCUUGUGCUGCUGCUUGAGUUCGUCGAGGAGGGUCUGGCCCAGAAUGGGGACCCGCUCUUCGAUCUGCCCGUCCAACUAGUCGGCUUCCCGGUCAUAGUGCUCUCGGUACGCCUCUCGCAGUUCGCCAGGAAGCUGGCCUACUCCCUGAGUCCAAGCACCUACAGGUCGCGCAGCAGACGCGACACCGCCCACCCGCUGGCCCUGGAUGCUGAGUUGGCCCAGAAGCAGAUCUUGAGCGCAUUCGGGCCACGGGCCUGCAUCCUGGAGGAGCCGUGCCGUGUGCAUGCGUCACGUGCCUCGGGCGACGGCAGAGCCAAGCCGCAUGCCGCCUGGUCGGAGGUCUUGAGCAACUACAAAGUGCAAUCGAGCAACGACGGCGGAAUGAAACAAUGGUAUCUACUGUCGCUGUUCAUCGGGGAUGCGGUACGGGAUGUGCCGCUGUGCAAGCACCUGGCCAAGCGGAUGCCCUGUCCGGGCGUUGGACCCCUGCCGCCACCACAGCCGCGAUGAAGAGCCCAUCCAACCAUCCAUCCGGCUCCGCAUGAAGCUCUGGGGCGGAGCUGACUCCUCUGGGGACUCGAGGAGGCUGGAGACUGGAGGCUGGAGGCUGAGUGUGCGCCCGUAGUCAGUCACUCUGGACAUCUUUGUUAUACUCCAUCCACAUAUGUAUCUAUGCUCUAUGCUCUUUGUCCUUACUUCAUUUCAUCAUUCCGUUGUACCUUAGUCGCUUUUAAGGGUUUUAAUUUAAAUGAACGUCCGCCAACAGGCGGCAUGUGUAGGCGCUUAGAUUUACGAGUAAGCAAAUAAAUCAACAAA